This is a messenger RNA of Passer montanus (Eurasian tree sparrow), 1072 nucleotides long. RefSeq names its product chymotrypsin-like elastase family member 1. The record is from RefSeq and is a predicted model, not a curated record. Bases 434 to 1072 code for a protein of 212 amino acids. Gene Ontology annotation, molecular function: serine-type endopeptidase activity. The transcript has 7 exons. Gene Ontology annotation, biological process: proteolysis. Lineage: Eukaryota; Metazoa; Chordata; Aves; Passeriformes; Passeridae.
GCUCCAGCGCUGCCUGCGCCGGGGGCUUGGCGAGGGGCUGAAGGUCGUGCCCAGUCUGUGCCUGCAUUUCCCCGUCCCGGUGCCAGCGUGGCUCCAUUCCGGCGCUGGAUCAAGCCCCGGAACCAUCCCACGAGCCGAGGCCAGGGAGAGCUGCAGCCGAGGCCUGCCGGGGCUGAGCGCGGCAGCCGCGGUGACAGCGCUGCGGCCACGGGGACAGGAGGUGCCAGCGCAGGGCAGCGUCUCCCUGGGAUGCAGCGCCCAGGGGCGCUCGGGGCGUCGCUGGGCUGCCCGGGCACCGCGUGUGCUUUGGCACAGGGGCCAAGGCCGCUCGGCGGGGCCGCGGCAGCUGCUUCCCUUCCCGCGCCUCCUCCCGCGGCCCCGUUAAAGCGCCCGCGGGGCCGCCGCUCGCUCCCGCCGCGGACACCGCUCCACGAUGAUGCUGCAGCUCGUGCUCCUCGCCGCGCUCGCCCUGUGCGGGCGCUGCUCCGAGCUGGAUCUCGAUGGCAUGCAGCGGGUGGUCGGCGGCACCGAGGCGCGCUCGCACGCCUGGCCCUACCAGAUCUCCCUGCAGUAUUACUCCGGCGGCAGCUGGCACCACACCUGCGGGGGCUCCCUCAUCCACAGGAGCUGGGUGAUGACCGCCGCCCACUGCGUCAACAAUAACCUGAACUACCGUGUGGUGGCCGGCGAGCACAACCUCAACAGGAACGAGGGCACCGAGCAGGUCUUCAGCGUCAGCAGGAUCGUCGUGCACCCCUACUGGAACAGCAACAACGUGGCCGCGGGAUACGACAUCGCCCUGUUCCGCCUGAGCAGCCCCGCCACCCUGAACAGCGCCGUGCAGCUGGCCGUGCUGCCCCAGGAGGGCACCAUCCUGCCCAACAACUACCCCUGCUACAUCACGGGCUGGGGCCUGACCCGCACGCCGGCAGCCGCGGCAGCGCUCCGAGCCCUGGACGGCGCCGGCGGGCUCCGCUCGGGGCUCCGCUCGGGGCUCCGCUCGGGGCUCCGCUCGGGUGCCCGCGUCUCCGCCUACAUCUCCUGGAUCAACAUCGUCAUCGCCCAGAACUGA